AAUACCCCAUCUGUACCACAUCUGCCUGCUGCUUGUACCUUCCUCAGAAGCAUCCAGGGCUUGGAAUUUUGGAUUUAAAAAAAUCAACCCAGAUUAACACACUGCUAGAUCUCAAGUAGGCAAUAUUUCAUUGAUAUUGCUUAAAAUUUUCUGCAAAAUUUAUGUGAGUUCAUAGAAAACCUGUCAUUGCCUUGUUGCUGCAUUUUAUUACAGCUGAGAACUCUUUACCUCUUUAUUGCACAGCAGACCUUCACAAUAUCAGAGAUGCUUAGACUUGGUUUCUGCAGGGUCAGUUUUUAAGUUAAUUAUGGCAACACUGCCUUUAAACACAGGUUUCUGAAUCUGCAGCCAAACUUGGUGUUAACAGUUAUCGCUAUUGUUAUUAUUAUUGCUAUUAUUAUUACUGUUAUUUUUAUCACUAUUAUUACUAUAACUGCUAUUACCACAAAAUAUUUUAAUAUUAUAGACCAUGAAUAAAUUGCUUGAACAAUUUGGUGGUUACAUAGCUCAAGAAGCUCUGAAACCAACUGCAUGCAAAGUAUUAUCAAUAUAGAAGCCAAAUUUACUGGAAAUAGAGAAUGCUUUCUUAAUGUGCUCCUUCUUUACUCUGAUCUGGUGGUAUUUUAAUCAAUUAUUUGCUUAAGAAAGGCACAUUAAUUUAGCAUGCCAAGGUCAACACAGAAAAUUUCAAAGCCUGAGGACAACCUGAAUGUUUUGGGUGGUGAUGAGGCCAAGUCAAGGUAACAACUGUCUUCCCAAAUUUCUGUCUUUAUCCCUGUUUGUGUUCAGUGAAGCACUCAGACCUUGCAAAGGCAGCUCAGGAAGGACAAGAAGGAGCAGGGCUUCUCCUUGGGUGUGUCCCAGGGAGAGGAGGGAGCUUGGGCAGGGUGUGUUUGGGCGAGGAGAGCCAACCAGCCCUUGGAAGCGCAGGGAGUGGCUUGGAGUGGGGCUGUAUAACGGGCAGGCCAGCAUGGGCCACCCUCAGCCUGGACACGGAUUCCAGCACGGAUGGCUCCCCAGACCGGCCCCAGCGAGAAGGGCACGGGAGCUGUUCCAGCCUUCCCACAGCUUUUCACCUGGGAAGAGAUCGGGAUCCGCAACGGGCGCGGGCAAGGCCGGGAGCAGUGGCUGGUGAUCGACAGGAAGGUUUACGAUGUCAGCGAGUUUUCCAAGAGACAUCCCGGGGGCAGACGGGUUAUCAGCCACUAUGCUGGGCAGGAUGCCACGGAUGCCUUUGUGGCAUUUCACAACGACAAGUCCCUGGUGAAGAAGUACCUGAAAUCUCUACUGAUUGGGGAGCUGGCACCAGAUCAGCCCAGCUUUGAGACUAAUAAAAAAAAAUCCCUCUUGGAGGAUUUUCGUGAGCUGCGCUGCACCAUUGAGAAGAUGGGACUUCUGAGGCCCAAUUAUUUCUUCUUCUUCCUGAUUUUCCUUCACCUCCUGGUGCUGGACGCUGCGUCCUGGCUCGUGGUCUGGUACUUUGGCGUAUCCCUGGUGCCUUUUGUGGUUGGCAUGGCGUUCUUCACCACUGCCCAGAUCCAGAUGGGCUGGUUCCAGCAUGAUCUGGGGCACUGCUCUGUCUUCAGGAGGCCCAGGUGGAAUCAUCUCAUGCAGAUCGUGGUGAUAAACAUGCUGAAGGGGUUGCCUGCCAGCUGGUGGAACCACCUGCACAACCAGCACCACGCCAAGCCCAACUGCUUCCGCAAGGACCCCGACCUCAACAUGCACCCUCUGCUCUUCAGCCUGGGCAAGACCCUCUCCGUGGAGCUUGGAAAGCAGAAGAAGAAGUUCAUGCCUUACAAUUACCAGCACAAGUAUUUCAUCUUGCUGGCUCCGCUCGCCCUCAUUCCUUUCUUCCAGCUGUCAAUAUUAUACUUUGCAAUCAGGAGGAAAAAGUGGUUGGAACUGAUAUUGAUUGUGGCUUUCAACAUCCGAGUCUGCCUCAUGUACGUUCCUUUAAUGGGAUUUAAAAACUUCAUGAUAUACUACUGGCUGUCCAGGUAUCUUGAGAGUACCUGGUUUAUUUGGGUGUCCCAGAUGAAUCACAUCCCAAUGAACAUUGAUUAUGACAAGAACAAAGACUGGGUGUCUACUCAGCUCCACGCGACCUGCAACGUGAACCAGUCUGUGUUCAAUGACUGGUUCACUGGGCACCUGAACUUCCAAAUUGAGCACCACCUGUUCCCCACGAUGCCUCGGCACAACUACUGGAAAGUGGCUCCCCUGGUGAAAAGCCUCUGUGACAAGCACGGCAUUGAGUACAAAAGCAAGACUUUGCUGACAGCCUUUGUAGAUAUUUUGCAUUCCCUGAAGGAUUCUGGGGAGCACUGGCUGGAAGCAUAUCUGCAUGGAUAGAAACUGGCAAUUCUCCAAGGGAAUCCCUUCACCACACAACUACUGCCAAGAGUCAGGACACAUCAUCCCUGUGCGUGUCCUCAGGCACAGGAACUCAGGAGCUGGGCAAAGUUAAUUUCAGUAAGAAUGAAAUGGGAAAGUGGCUUCAAGAUACAUUUUUUUCCUUGUUCCCAACCAUGAACCUCUGUUUUUUCCUGCUCUCAAUUUCAGAAUUCAGAGAUGGGCUUUUAAACUUGGGGAGAAGUAGCUCUUGAAUCAGCUUGAUCAGUUUAACUUUAUUGGAAGUGCCAGCUCCUUGCUUAUGGAAGAGGUUUGAAAGGAAAUUCUUCUUCGAGUCAUAGAAUCCUGGAAUGGUUUGGGUUGGAAGGGACCUUAAAGAUCAUCUUGCUCC
Molecule: messenger RNA, 2746 nt
Organism: Catharus ustulatus (Swainson's thrush)
Lineage: Eukaryota; Metazoa; Chordata; Aves; Passeriformes; Turdidae
Product: acyl-CoA (8-3)-desaturase-like
Exons: 12
Coding region: 1009-2355 (448 amino acids)
Biological process (GO): lipid metabolic process
Cellular component (GO): membrane
Molecular function (GO): oxidoreductase activity, acting on paired donors, with oxidation of a pair of donors resulting in the reduction of molecular oxygen to two molecules of water
Source: RefSeq, a predicted model, not a curated record